Messenger RNA from Xenopus tropicalis (tropical clawed frog), 2259 nucleotides. Its product is annotated as cyclin-dependent kinase 13-like. The transcript has 3 exons. NCBI's taxonomy places the organism in Eukaryota, Metazoa, Chordata, Amphibia, Anura, Pipidae. The coding region runs from base 162 to 1868 and encodes 568 amino acids. The record is from RefSeq and is a predicted model, not a curated record.
CACUGUGUCCUCAUCACCAAGCCUAGAUCCAUUCAUGCAGGAAGUGGUGCAGAUGUGUGACUUUACCCAGCUACCAGCCAUUUCCCUUUAGCAGAUGCCACGCACUGUGCCAGCUCUCAUCUUCUUGCUUCUGAUCUUUUUCAACCUGGAUCCCUGAGAAGAUGGGCGAGUCUCCAUACAGAGAUAUACCAAGCAUAGCCAGAGCUGCAUCCAUUGUGAGAAGUGAAAUAAGACGAUGUUACAGAGAAAUGGAACAAGCUGCACUAGAUUUUGUUUAUUCAGUUGUGUCUGUCCUUGAUGAUGAUUUAGAAAGUCACAGCAGUAGACAUAGAUAUAGACAUAGAUACAGCAGGAGCAGAAGAGAAUACAGGUCUGAUGAAAGACCCGGAAGGGGAAGAUGGAGGAGCCAAAGCAACAGCGGCACAAGUAGCAGAUAUAGCUGGGAGCAAAAUCAAUGGUCUUCAAGCAACAAAACUGCUAAUGCAAGCCUCCGGCCUUCUGACUUUGCACAUUUACAGGGCCGGAUUUCCCAAUUGGGCACCCCGGGGCCACCCCCGGUCGCACGCCCCCCGCCCCCCGUGUGUGCGCCCAGGCCUUUGUUGCCUCUACACAAAUUCGGGCCUGCACAUUUACCCCAGUGUAGCAAUCCGAUCAAUAACAAUUAUUCAUGGAAUUCCACAUGGCAGGCACGGGCUCAGAGGAGCCCUUUAUUAAAGCGUGAUGAAGUUUACAGUGAUAUAAAUGUGGGAAAUGCAGUUAGGGUUAGUGAUUAUGAUCUUUCUGAACAGAGACAGAGGCAAAGCCACAGCCCCAGCAGUAACAGGAGGAGUCGCAACACCCAUAGCAGGAGUCAUAACACCAGGAGGAACGACAGUAGCAGGCACAGCAGUAGCAGCAGAGGUCACAGUAGCAGCAGGUACAGCAGUAGAUAUGGCAGCAGCCCCAGCAGUGCCAGGAGCAGCAGAAAUUCCAAGUCCUAUGAAAGAUCUAAGGUUGACAGGCCCUCCAAGUAUAGUUCAGAUGAACACAGUGGAGGGAGCAAUACAACUCCCUACAGUCCUGGCAGCAAAAGGAGUAGAGACACCAACACUCCUAGUAGCUACAGCCACAGCGUUAGCCAAGGCCGCAGGCACAACCGGGACAGGAGUAGGGAUAAAUGCAAGUAUUAUAAAAGGCCUAGGGUUGACAGCCCAAGCAGCCUACACAGCCCACAAGGCCCAUCCAACAGAGGGGGGAGAAAAACAUCUAUCCUCAGCUCCUGUGGCAACUUGAGCACCAGGUCAGAGGCAGCCUGCGACCGUCCUAUGGGCUCCUCUAGCAGGGAGCAUCCAGGUGAAGUUAUGGCAAAGGACUUUGUGCCCUAUGGGUCCAACGAUGAAUUGCCCUCAGUGUCUGAGGCAUCUGUAAGAGAGAUGAAGGUUGCUAGUAACAGCAUUACUUUAAAACAUAGAGAAGCUAAAGGGGGUGCAAGAGAGGGGAAUGCAUUGAAGGAUAGCGAUCUUGUUGUUUCUGGACAGAGCAAGGGGAGAGAAGGGAAAGGCACAAGCAAUAAACAGGCAAGUGCUGAGGGCCCUGAGGUGCCUAGUGUGUCACAGGACAGCACAUGCCCCGAUAGAAAGAGGAGCAAGAAACAUAAGCACUCUGCUAAAGACAAAACGGAUGAGCUAAAGGCAAAAGAGAGGAAAAGUAGCUCCUCUAAGGAGCAGCGGGGUGGGAAGAGUAGCCACACAGAGCAGCAGGAAAAGGCUACUCACAGCCCAACAGUUGUUGCCAGUUCCUCAUCUGCUAAGGGAGAGUAUAGGAGGGCAAAUAAUCUACAGGUACAAACGGAAACAGCUUUGGGUGAACAUAAAAAGAGCACUGUUUAAGGUCCCUCAGGCCAAAGAUAUUGGGGGGACUGUAAAAUCUCAGGCCAAAAAGCACUUUUUACUAGAGCCUGUUGUAAAGACAGAAAUGGGGCUCACUGAGGAGCUUACUGCGGAGGACUUAAUGUUGGAUUGCGAUAUCAAGGAGGAGUAUAUCAGCGACGGCAGCUAUGGAGACAGCGCCACUUUUACAGAUGAGAAUUAGUUAUUAAAAUGCCUGUAAAAAGCCCAAGCUUAUUUAGUGGGGGGGGGGGGGGUUCUGCUAAAAGCUAUCAGUUUGCUCUGAUGAAUGAAAACAGGCUUAGGUAUGCCUUGACCCUAGAUAAUGUAGAAACUGUUAACGGGGCGUCUUUGUUGAUUAAACAUACAGGUAUAGGACCCAUUAUCCAGAAUG